GACAAGAUGGCCGCCGACAUCUCCUUUCCAGGCAAACGCACUAUUUUACCGUUUUCUCUACUUGUAAAGCCUGACGGAGGUGUCUGAGGCGGUAUAUCAUGUGGUAAUGGUUCUCCACGCCUUUAGAAACCCACAGUAACCGCCGGAGACCAAGAGAACACGGAGAAAACAGGGAGUGGAGAUUGUGGGCGGAUUUUUCGUGUUUAUAAGCUCAAACUCCAUCCUGGAGCUCCAGAAGAGGCCCUCUGGACUGGGGCCCAAGCAGCGGUGGACUCUCAACAACAACAACAACAACAACUCUGUCAAGUAACCCAAGAGAGGAGGAAGAGAAUGGAGACUUUACAACAAUAUGCACAGACAACAAGAAGAAGAGGAAGAAGAAGAAGAAGAAGAAGAGUAAGAAGAUGAGGAGGAGGAAGAGAAUGGAAGAGAAUGAGCAGCACACACUAUUGACACUAGGAACUGAAGGAGAUGAGGAGGGACAGAGUGCACUGCCGACACUCCCUGAACGCCUACAACAGCACGCUUGGGGACAGUCGACAGGUGUUCGCCGUGCCCUGCUACACUAUGCACAUUGGGAACCUCAAGCUGUGCAAGCCUAAGAGUGUGAGUUACCCGAGGGUUUGGAUUGACUUCAACCUGGGCACCUCUUCCAUCCUCAUCCUGUGCCAGGUGGAGAGCACGCCCCCGCCCUCCCACCCGAUGAUCAGUCAGGUAGUUGCUAGGUGA
Messenger RNA from Eriocheir sinensis (Chinese mitten crab), 729 nucleotides. Its product is annotated as synaptonemal complex protein 2-like. The transcript is spliced from 6 exons. The record is from RefSeq and is a predicted model, not a curated record. Bases 472 to 729 code for a protein of 85 amino acids. Lineage: Eukaryota; Metazoa; Arthropoda; Malacostraca; Decapoda; Varunidae.